Messenger RNA from Mesorhabditis spiculigera, 2172 nucleotides. NCBI's taxonomy places the organism in Eukaryota, Metazoa, Nematoda, Chromadorea, Rhabditida, Rhabditidae. The record is from the annotation of a GenBank genome assembly.
AUGGCGCAUCGGACGGCCGGGUCGCUAACUAUCGCACCGCAUGUACGGAAUGUGACUGGCUUCAACGAGUACUUCCUCCGCGCCGGCCCCUCUAACACGUUCCUGGAGGAAUAUUGGCGUCAUCUGAACUGCACCGAGUUCCCGUCCGUCCAGAACUUUGGCCAAUGCUUUGCCGCCAUCAACAUGACCUUCAAGCAGGAGGCUUUCGUCCCCUUUGUCGUGGAUGCGGUCAAGACUGUCGCACAUGCCAUCAAUACGUACAUUAAGAAAAGCUGUGAUCUGGUCGCUUUUCACAAAUGUUCGUUGUCAACUAGCGGAUUUAAUGGAACCGAGCUGCAACGACAUUACCGGAAUAUCAGCUUUACGCCCUUCGAACCAGCCAUCAUCGACGAGAAGGGCGACGGAAUUGGACGUUAUGACAUCUUUCAAGUCGACGAAUUCGGAGCGUACGUGAAGGUCGGCAAAUGGCGAUCAACGGAAGGGCUUCGCGUAGAGGUGGAGAAGAUCCGCACCGGCUUCCGCAGCGAUGUCCUCCCGAUUUCUGUCUGUUCCCAGGAUUGUGGCCGGGGUCAAUACCGUGUCUACCAAGAUCAGACAUGCUGUUGGGCAUGUGUCCCCUGCGAUCCGACCACGUCUAUUGUCAUCAAUGUUACGAUCUGUACGGAAUGUCCACUUGGCCAGGUGCCAAAUCAGCAGCUAACAGCCUGUCGACCCAUCCCACCAGUUUCUCUAAAAUGGGACUCGCUCUGGGCCAUUCUACCGGCUGCAUUCGGGGCUCUCGGGCUGACUGCGACGAUUUUUGUCGUUUCGGUGUUUUUGAAGUUCAGCAAUACACCUGUGAUUAUGGCCUCCGGACGCGAAUUGUGCUACUGUAUGCUGACGGGAAUUGGUCUAUGCUAUAUUCUGACCUUCUUCCUCGUCUCCCAGCCGUCGGCAGCCGCAUGCGCCACUUCACGAGUGUUGAUCGGGCUGUCAAUGUCUGCCAUCUACGCCGCCAUCAUCACCAAGACGAAUCGAUUGACUAGGGUGUUUUCGCCCGCAUCUGCGCAGAGGCCACGUUUCAUCACUCCAAAGGCGCAGGUUGGCAUCUGCCUAUGCAUCGUCUCGGUGCAGCUGGUCGGCUCUCUGAUUUGGCUCAUAAUGGAUCCACCCGGGACCACGAUUAUUUAUCCAUCGCGGACGGAGGCUGUACUCACUUGCAAGGCAACCGCUACCCAUCUCCUCGUCUCCCUCGCCUACAACCUCCUCCUCAUCGUCGCGUGCACCAUCUACGCCUUCAAGGCCCGCAAAAUCCCGGAGAAUUUCAACGAGACGCGCCUCAUCGGCUUCACCAUGUACAGCACCAGCAUUUUGUGGCUGUCAUUUGCGCCCAUCUACUUUGCGACGCAGAACAACUUUCGGAUUCAAAUCACGUCGCUUUGUAUGUGUAUAUCGAUGUCGGGCACCGUCGCGUUGGCCUGUUUUUUUGCGCCUAAGGUGUACAUCGUCCUCUUCCAACCCUACAAAAAUGUGCGCACACGGCAUUCGGCCGUCGGUCGACUCGUCAACCAACAAAUGCGAUUUAUUAGCCAAAUGACGACGCACGUGCAGGAUGGGAAACCCGUACCCUCGAAUGCAUCAUCCAAAGCCCCAAUCACCCUCUCCACCUCUUAUCGACCACCCGAUUCUGAAGAGAGCUCCUCACACAGCCUGUUACGCUCACAGCAUUUGCGAGCCUCUUCGGUGGAGGGGUUGCACAAGCGGCGCACCAUUUCAGCGUCAGGCCAUCAUCCAACAGCCGAAGAGCUGCGAAAAGCCAAUGGCGGCGAGCGGAGAUUUAGCAAAUCUGUGCGCGUCACCAAGGAGGGCAUGGAACGGUUGCGGCAGAGCAUGAGAUUUGGAAAAAAGAAGGAGCCAAAGCAGCCGGUCAAAGAGGAAAAGGACCCACUCCCAACCACGAAGGUGCCGCCAGCCAUGGCCGGGUCAAAGUCUUUCACGAGUCGCGCCGAGCUGCGCGGCCCCUCGCCCUUGACGCAGAAGAGGUCCCUACAGGAAUGCCGUGCGGGUCCGGCCCCUUCCGAGGAUUCGGUGGGUGAACGAGUAACGUCAUCUCGUGAGAUCACCUCAUCCCCCUCAUCGCAGCUCGAGCUGCUCCUCGAGGAAAUUGCCGCCAGCACCCAUUCCACAUUUUUG